Chanos chanos (milkfish) is the source of this 2591-nucleotide messenger RNA. RefSeq names its product protein tyrosine phosphatase non-receptor type 9b (gene ptpn9b). Gene Ontology annotation, biological process: protein dephosphorylation. The record is from RefSeq and is a predicted model, not a curated record. Bases 22 to 2331 code for a protein of 769 amino acids. Lineage: Eukaryota; Metazoa; Chordata; Actinopteri; Gonorynchiformes; Chanidae. The transcript is spliced from 13 exons. Gene Ontology annotation, molecular function: protein tyrosine phosphatase activity.
AGACGUUGCUGAGGCUUCAAGAUGGCGGAAGCCCUGACAACUCAAGAAGAGGUGGCAGUGGAAGAGUUCCUGACUGAGUUAAGAUGUAGAGAACAGUCCCAAAAUGCCGGACUGGUCAGCGAGGUCACGGCAGUUAAGUUCCUUAUGGCACGCAAGUUUGACGUCUCUCGAGCCAUCGAACUCUUCCAGGCCUAUAAGAAUACCAGAAUAAAGGAGGGGAUCUAUAACAUUAAUCCAGAUGAAGAGCCCUUAAGAACAGAACUACUGAGUGGCAAAUUCACUGUUCUGCCGGGGAGGGACGCCAAGGGAGCAGCUUUGGCACUGUUCACUGCUCGUCUACACCGGCCAGACUUCACUACCCAUAAGGCCGUUCUUCAGGCCAUCAUAUAUCAGCUGGACAAGGCCAUUGAGAGUAUCCAGACACAGAGAGAAGGGCUCAUCUUCAUAUAUGACAUGAUGAACUCCACAUAUGCCAACUUUGACUAUGAGCUAUGUGUCAAAAUCCUCAACCUGCUAAAAGGUGCAUUCCCUGCCCGUUUGAAGUGUGUGUUCAUCGUGUCCUCCCCGCUCUGGUUCCGCGCCCCGUUUGCUGUGUUGCGUCUUUUUGUCAGAGAGAAACUGAGAGAAAGGGUGUGUACGGUGAAAGCCCAUGAGCUGGCGAACUUCAUCCCCGUCACCUCUCUCCCAGAGCAUCUGGGCGGCUCGUCCCAGUACAGUCACGUGGCCUGGAUCCAGUCCUGCGUCAACUCCGCCCAACCUCACUUACACAACGGCUCCAGCACGCCCAACACCACCUCCGACUGCCUGGGCACCCUCCUGCGCUCCUACACCCUGGAGGAGAGCCACGCGUCCAAUGCCACCAACGCCUCCACGCUCAACUCCAACUGCAUGCUGGAUGACAGCAAUGCUAACCUACAGAACCACUGUGUAGGCCAGGACAGGACUGGGCGGGGCUGUGAGCACUGGAACGGCUCCGCCCUACAGGGAGGGGUUAGGGUAACAGAGGGGACUUUGGGUUCCAGAGGGGAAGGACUGAUGAAAGAGAACAAGGAGGAGGGAGGCGCUCUGUUUCGGAACGCUAAUAUCAAUGGGCGCGGCCACCAGCCGCCCCCACAGUCCGACACGCCCCCGGACACGCCCUUGCACCAGAAACACGCGGUAGUGACCGACGGAGGAGAUGUUACCAUGGUAGUCGACGGGUCGGAUUCCGUCGACAACAGGGCGAGACAGGAAACGGGAACGGCCGCGGAAGAAGCGGAGGGUGUCGGAGUCCCACCUCUGCCACAGAAGUCGCCCCGCCCCCCGCCGCCUUCCCGCAGCCCGCCCACCCUGCGGUGGUUGCCGGGGACGACAGGGGAGCUGUCCGUACACAUGGCGGAGAGAGGGGGAAUGAGCGUGCAUGACUUAGUACAGCACGUCAAACGCAAGAAGAAAAAAGGCAUAUACCAGGAGUAUGAGGAGAUCCGCAAAGAACCUCCUGCUGGAACCUUUGACUACUCCAAGAAACCCUCAAACCAGAUUAAGAACCGGUACAGCGACGUCCUGUGUCUGGACGAGUCCAGAGUCCGACUGUGUCCGCUCAGCGAGGAAGAAGACGAGACAUCUGACUACAUCAAUGCCAGUUACAUGGAUGGCUACAAGAAUAAAAAUGCCUACAUUGCAACUCAGGGGCCUCUGCCAAAAACAUUUGGUGACUUUUGGCGCAUGGUGUGGGAACAAAUGGUUUUAAUUAUCGUCAUGACAACGAGGGUGAUGGAGCGAGGGAGGGUGAAGUGUGGACAGUACUGGCCUCUUGAGGAAGGACAAACAGAAGACUAUGGGUACUUUGUGGUGAGAAACAUGCAAAUUGAGAUGUUCCAGGAUUUUAAGCUCUCACACUUGGAGCUCUACAAUAGACAGACGGGGGAGAAAAGAGAAGUCUCUCAUUACCUCUAUAUGAGCUGGCCUGACUUUGGGGUGCCCAAGUCUGCGUCGGCGAUGUUGGAUUUCCGGGCUCAGGUGCGGCAGAGGCAGGAGACGGCGUUGAAGACGCUCUAUCCUGAUUGGACAGGGCCUCCAGGGGGCCCCCCAGUGGUGGUGCACUGUAGCGCAGGCAUCGGCCGAACAGGUACCUUCUGCACCUUGGACAUCUGUCUGUCGCGGCUGGAGGACAUAGGGACGGUGGACAUAAAGCAGACAGUGAGACGCAUGCGGACGCAGCGUGCCUUCAGCAUCCAGACCUGGGAUCAAUACUACUUCUGUUACAAAGCCGUCAUAGAGUACGCCCAGCAACGGGGCCUGCUGCAGCCCGUCGAGCUGUCCGACACCGAGCUGGAGACAGACAGCGAGUGACCCACAAAGAGAGAGAGAGAGAGAGAGAGACAGGAAAAACAGCACAGAGAGAAGAAGACGGAAAGCGUAUUUGUGUCGUGCUGUUUUUUUCUUCUUUUUAUCGUCCCCCUCCCCGGUUGUCGUCCGCUCACGCCUGGAGCCUACUGCCUCUACUCUCCAAUGAGAAACGAGAGUGGGAGAGAGAAAGAGAAGAGAAAAGAGAGAAGAAAAAAAGAGGAGAGUAUCCAUUCAUCCUGCCACUUUGUCGAGCCCUUGUUUUU